GGAUUUCAUAAUGGGGGGGGUCCAGAAUUUUGAGAAGAGUGGGGGGGGGGUUGCAAAAAUUUGUACUUAUUCAAGAAACAAUGGAUAAUGUGCUCAUUUUAAACUUAAUUAAUAUAUACUUCUAUACGGACAAAAUUUAGCAAUUGAACGAUUUUCACUAUUAACGUGCGUCGAAAUAGCAUUCAUGUGACUGAGUCGAUAAUAUUUAAUAAUAACAACGACGUCCGAUAAGAGUUAUUUACGUCCGUCAUAGCAUGUAUCGGACGUCGUCGACGUCGAGCGGACGGGAAAUCCAACAAACAUCAAGUGUGUGACCGUCGUGAAAUUAAUCACAAUAAUUCAAUAACGGACGUUAUUACGUUUUCUGUAUGAACGCGCUUUUAUUCUUCUGUUUCUUUCACCGAGCAGAAAACAUUGUGUCAAGCAUUUGUUGAUAAGUAAUCACAGUGAUUGUUAAUACGCCUCACAGUAUGAAGAGAACAUUAUUCUCUUAUUUCGAGCGUCAUGAUCCAGAAUCAGAAUCAAAAAUAAAAAAGAAGGAAAAACAGAUUGAAAAGACAGAGAAGUCGAACCUUGAGGAAAAUCCACAAGAGACUGUCGAACAAUCAGCCACAAAAAAUACGUCAAUCCAAAUUAAAAAUUCACCUUCAUUCAAAAACGACAUAGCUUCAGCCUCAACUAAACUUUUAAGUAAAAAAAAUGCAAAUGAAAUUCUUAACAUCGUAAAUGAUUCGUGGGUACCACCAGCUGAUUUUUUGUUUCCGAAAUCGACCGCAAAAAAUUUAUCGUUUCAAAGAAAAUGGCUAGAGGAAUUUUAUUGGCUGGCAUAUUCUGCUAAAGAAAAUGGUGCAUACUGUAAGUAUUGCAUAGCUUUUAGCACGAAAACCGGUGGAAUAGGCGAUGUAAGUCUGGGAAAACUUAUCAAAAAGCCGUUUAAUACAUGGAAACACGCAAAAGAAACUUUUCGAAACCACGAAAACCUUGAUUACCAUAAAAAAUCCGUUGUUGGUAUUGAAAAUUUACGUGAUAUCGAGUUUGGUAAAACUAAAUCUAUCGAUGAACAACUUAACAAGCAAAUUUUAAAAACGAAAGAAGAAAAUCAUGAGAGACUGAAACCCAUAGUUAGCGCUAUAAUUUUGUGUGGACGUCAAGGCAUUGCACUUCGUGGCCAUAGAGACGACGGAUGUUUGUACAACGAAUCUGAUAUGAGUAAAAAAACUACCGGACAAUAUUUGAAUGAAGGAAACUUUCGUGCACUUCUACGAUAUCGAGCUGAAGGUGACGAACUGCUCAAAAAAAACCUUCUGUCCACUCCAAAAAAUGCAACAUAUCUUAGCAAAACCAUUCAGAAUGAAAUUAUUGAAACUUGCCAUGAAGUGAUCAGAAAAAAGAUCGUUGAUAAAAUAAAUCAAUCAAAAGGAUUUUCAGUUUUGGCUGAUGAAUCGACUGAUAUUUCCAGUAUAGAGCAAUUUUCUAUUUGCGUACGAUACUUAGAUUCUGAACCUAAUAUCUGCGAGGAUUUUCUUGGAUUCGUUCCAGUAACUGACGUUUCUGGACAAGCUUUAGCAAAGUCUAUCAAAAAUUACCUGAUCGACAUCGGCGUGGAUUGCUCAUUUAUGUAUGGCCAAGGAUAUGACGGAGCUCCAGCAAUGAGUGGUGAAUUUCACGGGGCGCAGGCUUAUUUGAGAUCUUUUUUUCCUCUUGCAAUUUAUGUGCAUUGUGCUGCACAUAGCUUCAGUUUAACUAUUAAUGCAGCUUGCGAAGUAUCUGGUAUUAAAAACGCGUUGGGGACUGUCGGAUCAAUUCAAGCAUUUUUUCACUGGCCCAAGAGACAAAGCAUUUUAAAGAACGAAAUUGCCAAAAUGACGAAGAAAAGUGAGCAAAGGAGAGAAAAAUUGAAGUCUAUCUGUCCUACAAGAUGGGCUCAAUCUCAUGAAGCUGUAUCAACGUACGUCGAACUUCAACCAGCUGUUAUUGAAGCGUUAGAAGAAAUAAAAACGUGGAGGGAUCGAGAGACUUCAAGCUUAGCAUCUCAACUUCUGACGGCAAUUUUCACAGUCGAAUUUCAAAUUUCCUGCCAAAUAAUGGAGUCGAUCAAUUCCCUCGUUUUACCAUUAAGUCGAGAAUUGCAGUUAAAGAAUCAAGAUCUAGGAGAAGCAACCAAAUUGGCUGAUGAUGCUUUGAAUGAUUUCAAGGAAAAGCGGGAAAACGUAAAUUCAUACUUCCACAUUAUUUAUGAAAAAGUUUCUGAAAUUUGUUCUGAAUACGAAAUUGAAAUGAAAACGCCUCGUCGAUGUGAACGACAGAAAUAUCGUUGCAACAUUGAAACGCAAACAGUUGAAGAUUACUACAAACUCGCAUUCUACAUUCCAUUUCUUGAUACUUACAUUUGUCAUCUCGAAAGUCGAUUCCAAAAACACAAAAUAGUUUUUCAAAGUUUCGGACAGCUAUUUCUCAAGCAAGAAUAUGAUGAAAAAAAAUGCGCCAGCCUUUACCAAUUUUACGAAGAAGUAUUGGAUUGUUCCGAGAGUAAUUUCAUUUCAGAAGUCAAAAUGUGGAGACAACGAAUCCACAAUCAGAACAUCGAAAAUGCACUUGAUGCAUUAUCAAUCAUGAAUAAUGAAACUUUUAAAAACGUCAACAAAAUGUUGCGAAUUUUGGCAGUGUUACCUGUGACAACAGCAACUCCAGAACGCUCAUUUUCGACUUUACGACGGAUUAAGGAUUAUCUUAGAAACACGAUGGUACAGGAGCGUCUCAACGGCCUUGCGUCUUUGAACAUCCACCAUCACAUUAAUAUAACUGAAGAGGAAAUUCUCAGAAAAUUUUUCGAAAAACCUCGAAAAUUUAAGAGUGCUUGAAAAAACAUGUUACAUCCUUCAUCAUCUAUCGAUUUUUCAAAAAAAUAUUUUAUAAUCACUCGAAAUUUUGAAUUACAAUACUAACAAUUAUUUUUAUUAUGAAAUAAAUUGAAUUUGGAAGAAAAAAUUUUUUUUAGCUUGAGUCAUCUAGAAUUUUAGCAUGAAAUGUAAAAACAUUAUUCCCAUGGGGGGGGUCCGGACCCGAAAACCCCCCCCGUGGAUCCGCCACUGCUUA
Messenger RNA from Daktulosphaira vitifoliae (grape phylloxera), 3096 nucleotides. Its product is annotated as 52 kDa repressor of the inhibitor of the protein kinase-like. Bases 471 to 2861 code for a protein of 796 amino acids. The record is from RefSeq and is a predicted model, not a curated record. NCBI's taxonomy places the organism in Eukaryota, Metazoa, Arthropoda, Insecta, Hemiptera, Phylloxeridae. Gene Ontology annotation, molecular function: protein dimerization activity. The transcript has 3 exons.